Pseudo-nitzschia multistriata is the source of this 2564-nucleotide messenger RNA. The record is from the annotation of a GenBank genome assembly. NCBI's taxonomy places the organism in Eukaryota, Bacillariophyta, Bacillariophyceae, Bacillariales, Bacillariaceae.
GAACCCACAACAUCGUUACGUUCGUCCGUACGGUCUGCCAAUUCAAUAGCGCACAGCUUCUAGCUUAUCUUUCUGUUCGCCUUGCACUCUGAAAACAACAUAUUGCCAAAGCCUCUGAGCCGUUGACCAUACUGUAAAACAGUUGAACAUCAUAGAUCGAAACCAUGCCUAACAACAACGGUGACGAUAACGACUCCUCUGAGGAGCUAACUGCAAAGAAAAUGGACUCGGUUUUGAACAGGGUCUCCUUCUUUGAGAAGUCACAGGAAAUUAUGCAAAGCAAAAUAGCUAGAACGCCACCCCGAAAGAAAGAGACAAAAAAGAAAGAAGAUCCGUCUCCGACACCCGAACCGGAAAAGGUGCCCGAGAAAAGCAGAGAAAGUAGUACAAUGUCUAGGGUGCAGCAAUGGGAAAGCAGAGCUUCUGGAAACAACGAAACGAAGAAAGGAUCCUUUUCCGGGACCGAAACUUCGUCCAGUGCCAAUCGGGACAUAUCACUCGGAUUUUCAGGAACUUCUGCAUCGAGCUCCUCCGAGGAUACCGACGAGCAGGAAGUCUUGAUGCAUUCUAUGACCAACGACGAUGAUAUUCCACUCGAGGAACUUUUUUCGAAUGCAGCAUCCCUCAAUGUUAGACUGGAAACCGCAAACUCUGCCAAUUCUCCGCCGCAAAAACUGUUCUCGAAAGACGGCGAGGAAAUCGUCGAGAACACUAAAAAGCAAGACGAAAACAAAGAAUCACCUAUUGCUGAACCUACAGCUGUUCGGACAGUCUUAUAUGACAGCGAUGAUGAUGAGAUGGACGUCGAGAGCGGUCAAGGACUAGCUAGAUAUAUGCCCGCUGCCGGAUUCAUGGCAAUCCCGUAUUCCAAUGGCAAACGGAAAAAGGAUGCAGAUGGAAUGAGUGUUGUCAGCGAUGACAUUAGCAUUGCGGCCAACGUCGGGAUUCUGAACACCAAGUUUGAGAUGCUACGAUACACAGUCCCUAAACCUGAUUACAAAGAAUAUCCACCAGAUAACUCUACCGAGAGAAAAUACAAGGUGAUAAUAAUGCUGUGUUGUGUGUUAUUGAUAGGUGUGAUCUCAGUCAUCAUUGGGCUUUUGGCCUCGAGAAGGCCUGAGAUUUUACCUUCUCCCGUGGUUACGACUGCUCCAAUGACUGCACCUAGCUCGCCGAUAACACAGAAACCUUCUUUAGCACCCGUUGACAUGGUACUAGUGGAAGAGGGACCUUCUUUGCCACCCGUUAGCGUUAUACCGGUGGCAAAGGAACCUUCUUUGGCACCUGUUGGCAUGAUACCAGUGGCAAAAGAACCACCUGUUGAGAUCGGAUUGCCACCAAUAAAGUACAAGUUUAAAAAUACUGCCACGAUUGUUGGUCAAGCAGAUGGAGAUCGAUUGGGAUCGGUAAUCUCAAUGAGCUCUGAUGGAACCUUCCUAGCAGCGUUGAGCAAUACCCCAAAUGCCCCAGUCCAGACUUUCCAGAGGGACGAAAAUUCAGGCGACUGGGUUCCCACCAUGGCUACCCCGGUAGAUAAUGCAACUAUUUCGACGAAUACUUCUUUAGCUUUUGGUUCCGACAUUUCCUCCGCGACGAUACCAGAAGAUGGAACUCCAGUGUUAGCCAUUUCAUCGCAAACUCAAGUACAAGUCUACCAGCUGGUGGGUCGGUCUUGGGUCAAUCGCGGGCAGCCGAUUUUGUGGGACGUUGAUACCGUUGCAUACUCUGCAAUGACUCUUUCCUCUGACGCAUCCACGCUAGCUAUGGGCUGUGUGGACGACAAUGGCGUCAUUAUGUCAGUCCAAAUCUACAGAUAUGAUUUAUCAUCAAAAGAAUGGACUCCCAUCGGUGGAAAUCCGCUUCUUUACGAUGCCCAGAACCGUCACGUAGGUGGCAACCAACGGAGAACCCUGCUCUCAAUUUCUCUCGCUCUUUCAAGAAAUGGGAGUGUACUCUCGGUAAAAGAAUGGGCUGUGGCAGAUCCACAGGUUGUCGUUCAGACUUUCGGGUUCAAGGACCUGAGUAGUGGUAGAGAUGAUCAUAGUGGAAGCUGGGAGGCCAUGGGAGGUCAAUUGAUGCAUCAAUUUGGUCCAGCUUCUGUAGCUCUCUCUGAGGAUGGAUAUACCUUGGCCGUGGUAGCCACUCAUCCUGGUGAAGCCGUAGUUUAUCGAUGGAUCGAAGGUUAUUGGAAAAAGAUCAGUGGCGAUGCGAAUCAUGGUUAUCUCCCUAGCGGGGGUUCAUCUGUUUCCCUCGCCCGGAACGGCUCCAGAAUAUUGAUUGGAAACCUACAGAAGGACGAGGCACGCAUAUACGACUACAGCAACAAUGAAACAUGGCUGCGGACGACAACUUUAUGGGGUUCUGGUUCAAGUGGCUUCGGAACUUCAGUGGCAAUGGAUGAAAGUGGUAGUACACUAGGAAUCGGUGCACCUUCUUUAUCCAGCCGUAACGGAAACAAUCUCGGCCAGGUUCGGAUAUAUUCAUAAGAACUCAUUAAUUUUGUACAACAUUUCACGCGGAUGUACCAGUUGUUAAGAAAAGACUAGUAAAGUACACUUAUGUAA